Molecule: messenger RNA, 5750 nt
Organism: Salvelinus fontinalis (brook trout)
Lineage: Eukaryota; Metazoa; Chordata; Actinopteri; Salmoniformes; Salmonidae
Product: zinc finger protein 239-like
Exons: 4
Coding region: 248-1435 (395 amino acids)
Biological process (GO): negative regulation of transcription by RNA polymerase II; regulation of cytokine production; regulation of immune system process
Source: RefSeq, a predicted model, not a curated record
CAUAAACAUCUCGUCAACCACCUCGGUAGCUUGCUAGCCAACAUAGCCGAAAGAUUCCAGCUAUUUAUACGCUUUCGGUCUAUAUUAGCUACUGUGUUUUAGACACGCGUCUGUCGUAUCUACUUGUUAAGCUAUUUAAUAUUAUUUAAUAUUAUGCUAUUUUGUAUUAGUCAGCUAUAGUAGCUGGCUGGUUAAGUUAACACUAGCAUAGUCAUUAAUGAUAGCUAGCUAGCUAACAUCCCCGAACAUGAGCUCCCUAAGCUUCUCCCCUCCUGUUAAAGAAGAGGAUGUCUACUGGACGGAGAAAGAAGCUCUGGGGCUGAACAUUGUCGUGAAAGAUGAGAAGGAAGAAGAGGAUGUCACAGUUAAAAAAGAAGUAGAGGGUGAGGUUGUUACAGUGAAAGGAGAAGAGAAAGACGUUUCAGUGAAAGAAGAGGAAGACGCGUUCAGAGUGAAAGAGGAGGAGGAGGAUGUUACAGUAAAAGAGGAGGAUAUAGUUUUUGGAAUGAAGAAGGAAGGAGAGAUUAUUGUCACAUUGAAAGAUGAAGAGGUGGAGAUAGGAGAUCUGAUUAACACCAGAGAGAUACCAGACUCUCACUCUGACAGCGGGAAGAGUCCUUCAGGGGAACCAGACCCAGAGAUGCCCAAACCAGCGAGACAACACCACUGCUCCCACUGUGAAAAGAGUUUUUGCUGGUUAGGGAACCUAAAACUGCAUGAGAGGACACACACUGGAGAAAAGCCUUUCCAAUGCUCCCAGUGUGGAAAGAGCUUUGCUGUGUUAGCUAACCUGAAAAGGCACGAGAGAAUACACACAGGAGAAAAGCCUUAUCACUGUUCCCAAUGUGGAAUGAGUUUUAAUCAGGAUGGGGACCUAAAAGCUCAUAAGAGGAAACACACAGGAGAAAAGCCUUUCCAAUGUUCCCAGUGUGGAAAGAGUUUUACUAAGAUAGGGCAAUUAAAAGAACAUGAGAGAAUACACAAAGGAGAAAAGCCAUUCCAAUGUUCCCAUUGUGGAAAGAGUUUUACUCGGAUAGGAAACCUAAAAAAGCAUGCGAGACUACACACAGGAGAAAAGCCUUAUCAAUGUUCUCAGUGUGGAAAGAGUUUUGCAGUGUUAGCUAACCUGAAAAGGCACGAGAGAAUACACACAGGAGAAAAGCCUCAUCACUGUUCCCACUGUGGAAUGAGUUUUACUCAGUUAUGGGACCUACAAGCUCAUGAGAGGAUACACACAGGAGAAAAGCCUUUCCAAUGUUCCCAGUGUGGAAAGAGUUUUACUCAGAUAGGGCACCUGAAAGCGCAUGAGAGGAUACACACAGGAGAAAAGCCUUACCAAUGUUCCCAGUGUGAAAAGAGUUUUACCAUGUUAACUAACCUGAAAAGGCAUGAGAGAAUACACACAGGAGAAAAGCAUUUUCUGCUCCCAGUGUAAAAAUAGAUUUUCACGAAUGGGACCUUAACACUCAUGAGAGGAUACAGAGGGGAAAAACCUUUCCAAUGCUCCCAGUCUGGAAAGAGUUUUACCUGGUCAAGUAGCCUGAAGGAGCAUAAGAGGACACACACGAUAAAAGUCCUACCACUGCUCUCUUUGUGGAAGGACAUUCAGAGAACCUGAAAUCAAAUGAGAGAAUAGAAAGGCUGUAUUCUGACAUUUUUUUUGACUCAGAAUGUGUGUUUUUGUUUAUGCCAGAUGAAAUCAUAUUGUGUAUGCUUUCACCUGUCUAUAUAAGGUCCCACAGUUGACAAUGCAUGUCAGAGCAAACACCAAGCAAUGAGGUUGAAGAAAUUGUCCUUAGACCCCCGAGACAGGGUUGUCGCUUGGAGUUUGCCAAAAAGGCACCUUAAGGACUCUCAGACCAUGAGAAACAAGAUUCUCUGGUCUGAUGAAACCAAGAUUGAACUCUUUGGCCUGAAUGCAUUUUGGCAACCUCCAAGCUGGUUGUCAUGUGCCUUCCGUCUGACCACUCUACCAUAAAGACCUGAUUGGUGGAGUGCUGCAGUGAUGGUUAUCAUUCUGGAAGGUUCUCCCAUCUCCACAGAGAAAAUCUGUAGCUCUGUCAGAGUGACCAUCGGGUUCUUGGUCCCUUCCCUGACGAUUGCCCUUCUCCACCGAUUGCUCAGUUCUGCUGAGCGGCCAGCUCUUGGAGGUUCUUGGUGGUUCCAAACUUCUUCCAUUUAAGAAUGAUGGAGGCCACUGUGUUCUUUGGGACCUUCAAUGCUGCAGAAAUGUUUUGGUACCCUUCCCCAGAUAUGUGCCUCGACACAAUCCUGUCUCAGAGCUCAACGGAUAAUUCCUUUGACCUCAUUGCUUGGUUUUUGCUCUGACAUCCACUGUUACCUGUGGGACCUUAUAUAGACAGGUGUGUGCCUUUCCAAAUCAUGUCCAGUCAAUUGAAUUUACCACAGGUGGGCUUCAAUCAAGUUGUAGAAACAUCAAGGAUGAUUCGUGGAAUCAGGAAGCAUCUGAGCUCAAUUUCAAGUCUCAUAGUAAAGGGUCUGAAUAGUUAAGUAAAUAAAUGUGCAUAAAUGUCUAAACUUGUUUUGGGGUUGUCAUUAUGGGGUAUUGUGUGUAGAUUUGAUGAGGGGGAAAAAUCUUCAAUUUUAGAAUAAGGCUGAAACGUAACAAAAUGUGGGAAAAGUGAAGGGGUCUGAAUACUUAACGAAUGCACUGUAUACCGCUGGCAGAGUUUUCUACCCCUGGCAGUUUUGUACACGGUCACGUGAUACGUGGUAUAGAAAAGUCCAAUCUUAGGAGAGUCCAUGGGAGGCACUAUACUGUGUGUUUGCAGGUGUCUAUCUGGUCAAAACCACUGAUACAGGUGCCCCUCCACCCUCUGGUGGGAUGGAUCACGUCUACAGAGAAACCUAGAUUCAAAUACUUAGAUGUGUGUGUAUUGGGUAUAUGUUGUGAAAUUGUUAGAUAUUACUUGUUAGAUAUUACUGCACUGUCGGAGAUAGAACCACAAGCAUUUCACUACACCCGCAAAAACAUCUGCUAAACAUGUGUAUGUGACCAAUAAAAUGUGAUACGAUUUUGAUUAGAAAUAAACGUCCUGUUUAUCAAAGGUGCUUUUGGCUGGGGUCAAAAUGACUCCAAAGGAUUUGAAUUUGUUAAAAGUCCAUAUUGAUACAGAAACACUAAACCAUGAUUUAGAUUUAUUAAGAACAAGUUGAUUGACAAAGUCAUGAAAAAUUGGAAGAAUUGAAUAAAUCACAUUUUGGCUAUGAUAAAAGAUAUGCCUCUGGGGUCAAAAUGAUCCAUGUCAGAAGUAUGGUUCAAUGCAAAUAUGUAGUGAGUGUAAAGUUUGUUUUAAAUUCUUACUCAUUAAAAACGAAUAAAUCAACACAUGCUUCUCUUUAAACGACCUGAUAUAAUAUUAAACCUAAUAAAUGAAAAAUAAACGUUUGGUUCCUCAACUGCGUUGUCCACUCCAGUCAGCAGUCUUAGGUUCAGGCGAUGCUGCCAGUGUGACGUAUAAUCUAGUGGACGGGACGCUCCUUCAACAACAACAGCUAGUCAGACACCUCGGUAGCUUUCUAGCAAACAUAGCUACAACAUUCACGCUCUUUACACUGUUUUGGUGUAUAUUAGUCGAUGUGUAUUAAACAUACUUCUGUCGUAUGUACUUGUUGGCCCAUUUAAUUAACGUUAACGUACGUUGUUUGUCAGCUAGCUGGUUUGCUAAAUUAGCUUAGAACUAGGCUAGUUGCUAAUGCUAGCUAGCUAACAUCCCCGACCAUGAGUUCACUAAGCUACUCUCCUGCUAAAGAAGAGGAGGUCUACUGUACGGAGAACGAAGCUCUCAUUAAAGAGGCAGAGGGAGAGGAGGCUGUCACUACAAAAACAAGUAGAGGGUGAGGCUGUUACCGUGAAAGAAGAAGAGAAAGACGUUACAGUUAAGGAAGACUCGUUCAGAGUGAAAGAGGAGGAGGAUGUUACAGUAAAAGAAGAGGAAGAGAUAGAUGCAGUUUUUGGAGGGGGAGAUGACUGUCACAUUGGAGGGAGAAGAGGAGGUUGGAGAUCUGUUUAACACCAUUGACAGGUGAAUUCAUCCUUCCUCAAAUCCUCUCCUCAUGUCCUUCUAAAAACCCAUUGGAGAAGGUCAGAGGAAAGGAGAUGUGAAAAAUCAAGGAAAGACAAAGACCUGAGCCCUAGGACCAUGCCUCAGGACGACCUGGCAUGAUGACUCCUGCUGUCCCCAGUCCACCUGGCCGUGCUGCUGCUCCAGUUUCAACUGUUCUGCCUGCGGCUAUGGAACCCUGACCUGUUCACCGGACGUGCUACCUGUCCCAGACCUGCUGUUUUCAACUCUCUAGAGACCGCAGGAGCGGUAGAGAUACUCUUAAUGAUCGGCUAUGAAAAGCCAACUGACAUUUACUCCUGAGGUGCUGACUUGCUGCACCCUCAACAACUACUGUGAUUAUUAUUAUUUAUGAACAUUUGAACAUCUUGGCCAUGUUCUGUUAUAAUCUCCACCCGGCACAGCCAGAAGAGGACUGGCCACCCCUCAUAGCCUGGUUCCUCUCUAGGUUUCUUCCUAGGCUUUGGCCUUUCUAGGGAGUUUUUCCUAGCCACCGUGCUUCUACACCUGCAUUGCUUGCUGUUUGGGGUUUUAGGCUGGGUUUCUAUACAGCACUUUGAGAUAUCAGCUGAUGUAAGAAGGGCUAUAUAAAUAAAUUUGAUUUGAUUUGAUAUACAUAUCACACUGAAAUCAAUAGAACAGGGGGCAAACAAUUAGUGUUCUACAUUGUGACAUUAAUUCAUUGAUAUCAUGAAACAACUCCUUCAUGUAUGUAUUUUCUGAUGUUUUAUCAGAGUAGCUCUUGUCACAUUGAUCACAGUUGUUAGGUUUCUCUCCUGUGUGUGUUCUCUGGUGUACAAUAAGACUGCUAGAUUUAGUUAAACUCUUCCCACAUUGAUUACAGCUAUAAGAUUUAUCUUGUGUGUUUUCUCUGGUGUGAUAACAGGCUGCCUAAGUGAGUAAAACUCUUCCCACAUUGAGUACAGUGCCGUAGCUGAAUCAUAAUUAGUUAGGUAACAUAGAUAAAUAAGAUGUUUUAUUUUGUUUCAUAAUAUGCUUAUGUGACUUGUCAUUAGAAAUGUCUCUUUUUGGACUAUACUGUCGGCAGUUGCAUUUUCCUUUCUUCUCGAGGGAAAAGUCCCUUGGGGCCCAGAGAGGGGAGAGGUCAGGCUUGUCUUUUACAUGUCUGGUAAUAUACAGAAUAUCAGAAAGGGAGUCAGGUUCAAGUCAGGUUUGAACAUUGUCUUCAUAUGUGAAUGUGUCUGUCACUAUUGUAUGUCCCCUCUAAUGUUGCCCUUCUCUUGACCUAGUAUAUGACCUAGAGGCUCACACCCCUCCGUGAGCUUGUACUGGAGGGGGUGUAUUUGAGAUGGGAGUAUCUAGAAUUGACAAUAAUAUAGGCCAAUGGAUGAGGUAAUGUUUUGGUACUAUGAAGUACCAAGAACGAGAAGUAGAACCUCGUCUAAGAGACCAAACUGAACGAUAAUUUAUAGCUAAUGCUAUCUGGCUAUGAGAUACUCCUCUCUCAAGUAAAAGGCCCUUUGUGAAGUUCCUAAGAUCUGUGGUUCGUCAUGUGAGUUGAGAGGGGUGUAUCUUGGCUAUAAAAGAUACUAAGUAUUCUUUUGUAAGGACUCUCAGAGAAUUCAUUUAUAGACACUGAAUUGGUCUGAGAGUCAAAGGGCUAUGGUGAAGCUCAUAUCAUUAAAGAUGGACUUUAAAAUAUAA